GACAUUCAACCAUAUGUCUCAUAUAACAAAAUCGUAAAAAUGAAGUGAGGUCAAGUGUCUUCGAUUUCCUAUCGUAAACCUGUUGAACGAAUGUCAGAGUUUUAACACUAGAGAAGCCGAAGUCAGCCAGCAAAAAGAAACUAUGGUGUUCAAUAUUUUCAAGUCGUUCUUCGAAGUUCCGAAUGUCAGUUCUAGUGCAGAAGAUUUCAGCAACGGCUUAGGCCAAGCCGUGAACUGGAAGAAGUUCAGAGAGGCGUUAACGAACCGAUCCGGCUAUCCGAUCAUGGUCGUCGUUCAUGCUAGUAAAUGCAAGUCGUGCGAUUUCUUCAGGACGUGGUUUUCCGGCUCAGACGAAAUCAGAAAACUGUCGGAAAACUUCGAAAUGGUCAAUCUCCUCGACAGCGAGGCAAGAGAGCUAAGCAAUGUCUCGAUUUUCACCCCUUACGUGCCCAGGGUGAUGUUCUUCUCGCCAACGGGCAACUUCCUAUCGCAAUUCACAAACCAUUGCAUCGAGAACGAAAAUCUCUGCUAUUACUACGGUGAUCCAAAAGCGCUCCUGAAGACAAUGACCGAAGUCCUCCACGCCUUCCCUCCGAGACCUGAGUACGUUUGACCAUGUUUUUGAAUUGAAGUAUUUUCCUAGCAGUGAAGAGAUCUUUAGUAUUGGAAGACCAUAAUAGAAGAAUACUGAUAAAAAGUGACUGGGAGUUUUGUGUUAUAUAAUCUGACUUGCAAGUUAAAACCGAAGCCUAAAUGUAACUGCAUUGGAAAUGAUAUCAAAACCUUGUCCUCUCUAAUAAAAUAAUUUAUAAAUCAAUUAA
Cimex lectularius (bed bug) is the source of this 821-nucleotide messenger RNA. RefSeq names its product thioredoxin domain-containing protein 12-like. The record is from RefSeq and is a predicted model, not a curated record. The transcript has 3 exons. Bases 143 to 613 code for a protein of 156 amino acids. NCBI's taxonomy places the organism in Eukaryota, Metazoa, Arthropoda, Insecta, Hemiptera, Cimicidae.